AUGAACGGGUCCAGCAAACCGCUACCCCUGCCUCCGUCGUCGGGUAGCACCUCCGAGUCGAAAGCGGUUCCCGGCUCGACCGACGACAUCAAGCUCAGCUCCCGAGCCUCCCAAUUCGAUGCACACGACUCCCUCCUCGUCUGCAUCGCCGCCAAGCUAGCCACGACCUACUGUCUUUCGCACCGGUAUACCCAGAAGCUAUCCCUUUCGGAUGCGACGAACGAAACCAACUCGCAAGACGACAACGAGGCCGUCACCGACGGCGGCACUCGUCAGCCCGAAUCGGCCAAGAAGGAGCUCGAUUCUGAACAGGUGCGAGCGAACCAGCUCAUGCGAGCGACGAUCGCGGAUGCCACAGGUUGGUUGUUGGACAUCACGAGACAAUUCAACGUCGACCUCAAUGUCCUUCCCGAUACCCCACCGGAAGAAGAAGAUGGGCAUGCUCAAGAAUUGGAUCAAGCUUUUCGUUCCGCCGACUCCAAGGCGACGGAAGAGAAGGCGCGUAACGUCGCGUUCGAAUUGGUGCUUGUCAGCGUUGGCCUAGGCGAACACGCCCGAGAAGAACUCAAGAAUAAAACCAAAUCGACUGCAUCUUCUUGGUUCUCUUCGUCUUCUUCGAAUCGUGGAUCAUCGGAAGUUCCGGAACCGAACCUCCAUUACACCGCGCUGUCAAGGACACUCGUUGUCAGGACUUGUCAGCUCCUCGCCAUUGGCGAAGACGAAGUCGUCAACGCCGAACGCGUCAUCUCGCAAGCACUCUACUUCGAGCUGCAAGCCAAGCAGCAGGCCAAAGAAAAGGGGAAAGAUGGAUCCACGACUCCUGGUGGGAGUCAAGAAUGGGAUCAAGCCGCGCAAACGUACAGGAAGGAGCAAGCGGGGAGGACCUCGGCGUUGAAAUGGGGCGCGACUGCCGCUGGGUUCGUUGCGGGUGGUGCCAUCAUCGGCCUGACGGGAGGUCAGUUCUGGUGGAUCUAUCUAUAUAGAAAACUAGUACUGAUGCAUCAGAGAACUUUCAGGUCUUGCUGCACCCGCGGUCGCUCCUUUAUUGGCUGGGACCUUGGGCAUUAGCAUUUUCGCCGGCUCAGGAGGCAUCAUCCUCAUUGGAACCUUGCUCGGGCUUGGAGGAGGUAAGUACCCACUUUUAACUAGGCUAGAAGAUGGAGACGAACCGAAUUCUGAUCCACGGUGUGCGUACUCACAGGCGGCUUAGCUGGGUACCGGACGCAUCGAAGAAUGGAGGGACUUAAAGAAGUGACGUUUGAGCCUAUCGUUGAAGCCGACGUCCCGACAAUACCUUCUCUGACCGCAAGUAGUGAGUACGCACACUGGAUCCUACUCGUAUUGACAAUCACUGAGCCUGCCGGUUCGGUCGCAUGUUUCCUUCACAGUUGUUGCGUCAGGGUUUCUACUCGAUCUGAACGACUCGACUCUUCCUUGGCUUCCGGCCUACCACCGCUCUCCGACCGACACCUACGCGCUCAAAGUUGACCCUCAAGCCUUCCUCGAAGCGGGACGUAAUUACUCUUCCUGGGUCCGGGACAAGCUCGUCACCUUGGGCGGGACCGAAGUCAUCAAACACACCGCACUCGCAGCCGUUUACGCGGGUGUCGCUUUACCGAUGAGUAUUUACUCCGGUGCGACGAUGGUCCUCGACUCGGAUUUUACGCGUUGUCGCGAAAAGGCCAAGAAAGCCGGAAUCCUGCUCGCUGAGAUCUUGGAGAAACGAGUUCAAGGUACUCGACCUGUUCGAUUGAUGGGGUACGGACCUGGCGCAACCGUAAUCUUUCGUUGCUUGAUCGAACUCCACAAGAGAUCCCUAGGGGAUCUCGUCUACGACGUCAUCCUCAUCGGUCUUCCCGAAUCGCCGAAUCGCAUCUCUUGGGCAGCAGCACGGAGCGUCGUAGCGCAUGAAUUGGUCAAUGCUUAUUCGACGAACGAUUGGACACUUGCGAUUCACGCGAGGAUGUAUACGCUUUCGAAUAGGGUCGGCGGGUUGACGGCGGUGGAGGUGGAGGGCGUGAGGGAUGUCGAGGUGAGUGAUUUGGUGCAGGGGCAUUUGGAAAUGAGGGAGAAGGUCGAUGCGAUUCUCAAGAGGGUGAGGGGGAUCAAGGAGGUGGGCAAGGAGGGCCGACUUGGGUAG
Molecule: messenger RNA, 2140 nt
Organism: Microbotryum saponariae
Lineage: Eukaryota; Fungi; Basidiomycota; Microbotryomycetes; Microbotryales; Microbotryaceae
Source: the annotation of a GenBank genome assembly